This is a messenger RNA of Fusarium fujikuroi IMI 58289, 1914 nucleotides long. Its product is annotated as related to beta transducin-like protein. The transcript has a single exon. The record is from RefSeq and is a predicted model, not a curated record. NCBI's taxonomy places the organism in Eukaryota, Fungi, Ascomycota, Sordariomycetes, Hypocreales, Nectriaceae. Bases 1 to 1914 code for a protein of 637 amino acids.
AUGUGGCUCAUCAAUACCAAAACCUACAAAUUGGAGAACUUCGUUAAUCCGCCAUGUACCUACUCCAUUCUGUCUCACACGUGGGAAGGAGACGAAGUUCUUUUUCAAGACAUGGAGAGCCUACCUCACGCACGAAGCAAGACAGGAUGGAAAAAGAUAGAAAUGACCUGCGAAGCAUCUCGACAAGCCAAUAUCUCUCACAGCUGGAUUGAUACCUGUUGCAUCGAUAAAAGAAGUAGCGCUGAGCUGAGCGAGGCUAUCAACUCCAUGUUUGCGUGGUAUAAGCAGUCUUCGGUAUGCUACGUUUACCUCUCCGACUUGGUCUUCCCGCGCUCGCCGGUUGACACGGAAAUCCCUAAGUCAUAUGCAGCUGUGGCUUUUUCUAAACUCGAACAUGAACUCAAGACUUGUCGAUGGUUCACUAGAGGUUGGACUCUUCAAGAGUUGAUUGCCCCCGGCCAGGUUAUGUUUCACGACCAAAAUUGGAAUCGCAUCGGGUCAAGGGCUCCAGGAUCAGACGUUCGAUUCAUCAAGGUCCUAGAAGAGCUGACAGGCAUACCAAGUCCAGUACUGGAAUACAAGACAGAUAUUGCCACCAUCCCGGUUGCACAAAGAAUGUCUUGGGCGGCCAGUAGAGAAACAACCCGGAUUGAGGACAUUGCCUAUUGUCUUCUAGGGAUUUUCGAUGUCAAUAUGCCUCUUCUCUACGGAGAAGGUUCGAAGUCCUUUUUUCGGCUACAGGAAGAAAUUGUAAAGAACCACGACGAUCUCAGCCUUUUUGCUUGGAAGCAAGACGCCGCAUCGUAUGGCAUCGGUAUACUUCGAGGGUGCUUUGCGAAUUCACCUGCUGAGUUCGCCCACUGGCUGAACGCUCAUAUCGAGGUGAAUGGUUUCGAAUCUGGUAUGGAAGUCACCAGCAAAAAUGUCAAGUUGGACGGUCGAGUCCUCAAACAGGAAGACUACCCAGCAGGCAUUGGGCACGGUGUGGAUUGUAUAUUUGACUUGGGUGUAACGGACCCUGAUGAUGAUUAUUUUUCUCUUGGAAUCCUUCUAGCGAGCUCAAGCCGGGGUAUCACUCACUUUCGAUUCAAGCCUUGUGAACUAAUCAAGUUACCACCAAGCAAAGUCUUGCUUCACAAAGAUGACUACUAUGACGAUUACCAUUCUCACAAUAUCUAUUGGGAAGAAAAACAGGUGCGAGAAGAGUUGGAGCGAAAAUCUAUCUCUAUCAGAAAAUCUAUUACAGUACAAGAAAUUCGCAUGAUGGGUCAUCAUCAAAAGCCUGUAUUCAAGAUCCAUUGGAACAAAGACGUCUUGAAGGUCCUCAAGUCUGUCAAUGGCCAGAGCACCAAGGAGUAUAUACCUUCUUUUGAAUGUCACCCAAGUUCUGCGUCACACGAAGAUGGGACACUUAUAUGGGUCACCGAUUUUGAGCUACAAAUUUACCCCGAACACCGCGUCUCAUUUGUGCUUGUGAACGGACUACAUUUGGAAUCCCAUGGUUAUCGGCCAGCGACUGGCUUCGGCCAGGCAAAACUGCCCCGUCCAGUCUUCUGGGCACUUCUGCUCGGCGAAGGGCGAGCUUACGUUACAAGCGAAAGAGAGGAGUGGGAUGACCAAUCAACUGUGAUUGAGAUACUGGAUGAAAUCGAUGAGGACAUUUCUGAGAUAGUGAGGCAGAUCAAGCGGAUGGAUCACCAUGAGAGAGGAAUAUUUGUCCGCGAAAGUUUGAUGGAACGUCACAGUGAUGAAGUGGGACACUUGUUUGAUAAAGGUCUGGCUAGGCUCGUAAGGGUUCUUUCGCCUCUUAGCGGGAUUUUACCUAGUUGCGAUGUAUGGAUAGAAACUGAGCAUAACCUGUUGGGUGAUUAUGGGGAGCUUGAAAUCAACAUUGGGCCAUGCCAUAAAUCAUGA